AUGGCAUUCAACCCUGAUUUUGUCCAUUGCACUAUUUGUGGCUUGGUGCUCCGAGGCGAUGUUGUUGCAUUUUCCGGCCCCCACUGGCCGGAACUCUGUGAUGCGCCCCCAUCUUUGAAGGUGGCAGAUGAACAAGUCACCCGUUAUGAUGCCUUCGCCAAUACUCAUCGCGGUAACCUCAUAUUCCCCCCCGAUCGCACAGAGAUACAUCCUCAAUGGGAUUAUGACGUCAAUGAGGACUCAGAGGAUCCCUCGGAAUGGGUGGGCAAGAUGUAUAUUGGCAUACAUAAAUCUUGCGAACAGCUCCUCAAUCGCGUCAUGAGCGCGUCGCCCAACGCCAAAGUCCGCUCAAUCGGAGAUUUUUGGUUAACGUUAGAACGUCGCUGUGCUAGAUCCAAGAUGGAGGAUGCUGGCAACAUUGGGAUGCAUUUUACUCCUUCCAUACCGAAUUCUCAACCUGGACAACCCUUCUCCUGCGGGCUGGAAUGUUACUAUGUACCUUUACCCAGUCUCUAUCUAUACGGAAACGAGUGGGAUGGCUGGUGGGACGAGGACCCUAUCAACAUCCCGGAUUUGACUACUGCCUUAGUUGCAAAUCUUGAGCUCGCACCGGAGCCCUCAAAAGAUGCCGAGCAGUUCAGGAACCAGAUUGAGAAGUUGCCUCAGACGGCCAAAGAUCGCAUCUGCUCCUUCUUUCAGUACGGCCAAACUUCAACUGAGUGCACCAACCUGAUGCCCCAGUCAAUGUGGAAGCAGGUAUUUUUCCAGAUUCCUUUUCUUUGGGAUGUCGAUGCUCAAAUGAUCUAUAAUACAACUGGAAAGGAAAUGACUAAGAUCGAAACGUGGAACUGGGAAAAGAUCAGCAGGCAGGUGAUGAGCCCAGCGCAGAUAUCACCUCGCGAAUCAGAGGAAGAUAACAACCUUGGCUGGAGCCACGACAAGGUGGGCCUACGUGUCCCUGGUGGAUUCACGAAUCGCCGACGAAUCUGGCAGAUUUUGGAGGAGAUGUACCCAAACGAUGUGCAGCAUUAA
Molecule: messenger RNA, 1032 nt
Organism: Fusarium coffeatum
Lineage: Eukaryota; Fungi; Ascomycota; Sordariomycetes; Hypocreales; Nectriaceae
Exons: 2
Coding region: 1-1032 (343 amino acids)
Source: RefSeq, a predicted model, not a curated record